UCGAUGCGACAUUAAACACACGGCCCUUUCCAUAUUCUGCUUCCCUCCUCCUCGGCCUCUCCAGCUCUCCAAGCUGCCGCCGCCUCUGUCCUCCUCCUCUUCUCGCCGCCGUCCGGCGGCGCGACUAGCUUCGUGUCCUCGGCGUCAUCCUCCCAGCUUCCUUCUUAUAUACACAAAUAGUUAUUACUGCUUCUGUUCGAUCUUUCCCGCUUGAGCGAUUCCUGGCCGGUUCACACGCUAUGCACGCAACGUGUUCGCGCAAUUACCUGAGCGAACUGCUUCGCUGCCGGGGCCAGGGGCAGUGGCAAUGCCAGUGCCCUUACCAGCUUUCGCCCGCGCGAGGCAUGACGCGCGGCCGCAGCGUGAAGGACCGGAGCAAGAAGAAGCGCGUGCACGCGCUCGAGGUGGCCACCGAGCGCUGGAAGGUCCUCUCCAAGGUGCUCACAGUCGUUGACGCGCUCAAGAAGGAGGAGGAGCACGUCACGCCGCUCAAGCGCCUGGAGAUCCUGCGCCCCCAGCUCGGCCUCGUCAAGCCGCACAAGGUGGCUCACUUCGUGCGCCGCUCGCCGCACCUGUUCGAGGUCUGCCGCGACAGCCGCGGCGUCAUGUGGGCGGGCCUCUCGCCGCAGGCAGAAGCGCUCGUCGAGGAGGAGGCGCGCCUGCUGGAGGAGCACUCCCCCACUGCCGCGCAGUACGUCACUAGGAUGCUCAUGAUGUCCGUUGACCGGCGGCUGGCAGUGGACAAGAUCGCCCACUUCCGGCGCGACAUGGGGCUUCCUCAUGACUUUCGGACACGGUGGGUGCACAUGUUCCCCGAGCAGUUCAGGUUGGUCAGAUUGGAGGAUGGUGAGUAUUUGGAGCUUGUCUCUUGGAACCCAAACUGGGCAGUCACUGAGCUUGAGAAGAAGGCUGCUGCAUCAGCUGGUGAUGCCAAUGCCAGUCCUCCAGGAGAGCUCUCGCUUCCGUUCCCGAUGAAAUUCCCGCCAAAUUUUACAAGUUACUACAGAUUUCGAGGGAAAGCUCAUCAUUAUGUGAAGACAGGCAAUACCGAGCAGUUUCAGAAGAUCACCUACCUCUCCCCUUAUGCAGAGACAAAGGGAUUGACUCCUGGGUCGCCAGAGUUUGAUAAGAGGGCUGUUGCAGUGAUGCACGAGAUACUGAGCUUCAUGUUGGAAAAGAGGCUGGUGACCGAUCACCUUACGCAUUUCCGCCGUGAGUUUGUAAUGCCGCAGAAGCUGAUGAGGUUACUCUUGAAGCAUUAUGGCAUCUUUUAUGUUUCUGAGAGGGGAAAGAGAUUUAGCGUCUUCUUAACAGAGGCAUAUGAUGGGACAGAAUUGAUAGAGAAGUGCCCGUUGGUGCGGUGGAGGGAAAAGCUCCUUCAACUUACUGGUUACAGAGGGAGGAUGAAGAAUCUUGGUAAAUUUGACGCGUCUUCUGAUUCAGAGGAUUACUUAUUAGGUGGUGGUGAUGAUGCUGUAUUGGACAUUGAAAGUGAAAAUUCGGAUGACAUCUUAGAUGGCUGUUCUAUUUCAGAUGAUUCUGAGAUGGAUUUAGGGGAUACAAAUGAAUUUUGCAGAGACUGAAUUGCUGUUUGUGCAUGUGUAGCACAGAAGAAUAAUUGUACACUAUUUCUUAGCUGCUGCCAUUUACAGAGUUCCAGAUUUAGCCAAGCUUAAACAUAUUGAGGCAGAUUGGGUAUUCUUCUCUUGCUACUGACGUAUUUGGACUUCUAAAUAUUAGUCAAAGCUCAAACAGAUUGCAAUGAUUGGACGUGGGAGGGUUGAAUAUUGCUUAUACCAUGUCCCAUUCAUGUUAUGAAACCAGAUCAGUGGCCUAUGAUAUUUUCUUUGGAAAAAAGGAUGAAACAAAACAUGCUGCUGUACUCAAGUUAUGGUUUUGUCCAAGAUAUCUUCAUUAUUAAACAGUCAUAUCUUUCCUUUCAGCACUCCAGGGGGGAGGAGGUGAUGAAUUAAAAGUUCAGAUAUGUACAUGACUACCUUCCAGCGUCAUUGAUGAAUGACAAUCUUUAAUAUAGAAGCAAUUUUGUAGUAUGGACGAACAAAUCGUUUGCAAGAACAUGUCACUUAGAGUUUGUUCUGCUCUCCCCUUUUGUUAAUUUGGCUUUGCUGUGCAAAACAUGAUAUGGUGGCCUAUAAUUUAUUACCUAAAUGACUAAUAGAAGUGUACAUCGGGUGACAGUAAAAAAUAUAUGUACGGAAUAUGUCAACAUUUUAUUUAUACUAUAAUAUGUCAAAUGUGUGAUC
Molecule: messenger RNA, 2264 nt
Organism: Setaria italica (foxtail millet)
Lineage: Eukaryota; Viridiplantae; Streptophyta; Magnoliopsida; Poales; Poaceae
Product: protein ROOT PRIMORDIUM DEFECTIVE 1
Exons: 1
Coding region: 240-1583 (447 amino acids)
Molecular function (GO): RNA binding
Source: RefSeq, a predicted model, not a curated record